GUCCACAACCUGCGCAUCAUCCUUUCCCUCGUGCGCCCCUUCUUGGCCCGGAGGAAUAUCGCUUGGCUAUUCCAGAGUCGCUGUCUGAACCUCGAAUUGGGAUGCUGCUCUGAACAUGCUUUUUCAUAGGCCCUUUCGGUGACUGUGUUCCUACUUGACGACCUGGUUUCCUCGUCCUGAUAAUGGCCUCCGCGGGAUCGUCCGGCGGCUCUGUCAAUGAGCUCGCCGCUAAGCUCUACGAAGCGUGUCUGGCCAAGUUCCCUCCUGAUCAUCUCUUCAACCAGCAAGAAUUGCUGGGCCUGGGCAUCUUUCCCAAGUCCGACCUUGCGCUUCUCCUCCAAUGCACCCAGUCGCUGGUGGACCAAAAGCUGUUCCGGCUGCUGCAGAAAAAUGACCGCCUGGCCUGGAAGAUCAUCUCGCGCGAAGAUGCUGAAAAACUUCAAAAUCUGAGCCCCGACGAGAGUUUGGUCUACAAUGUGAUUCACUCGACCGGCCGCUCUGGUAUCUGGGUCCGCGCGAUUCAAAACCGUACAAACCUGCACAAGUCCAUCCUCGAUCGCUGCCUCAAGUCGCUCGAAGGGAAAAACUACAUCAAAAGCGUCCACAAUGUCAAGUUUCCCAGCCGGAAGAUGUACAUGCUGGCGGGCCUGGCCCCCAGCGAGGAUGUCACCGGUGGUGCCUGGUUUACGGACGGCGUGCUGGACGAGAACUUCAUCACCACGGUGGCGGGGUAUAUCGAGUAUACCGUGAGUCGGAAAAGCUGGUUCGAAAUUGCGUCGGCAGACGGACGAGGCAAGCGCAUCAAAACCGCCGACGGAAGCGCAUCGAUGAAACAAGACCCGGGCCAGAAAGAAUACAUCCCCUUCCCGGCGGGCUACCAAGGCUAUCCCACCGUCGCGAUGAUCACCUCUGCCGUCAACGAGAGUGGCAUCACGCCCGUGCGGCUGGGCGAGGAGAGUAUCCUGCAGCUCCUCGACAUGCUCUGCUUCGACAAUAAGCUGGUCGCCCUGAACAAUGGCGAAGUCUACCGAUCGGUCAAAAGCCCCGAGGCCGUAAAACAAUCGCAGGCCCGGAAACCCGCCGGGGACGACGAUGCCGCGUCCGAUCGGCUGGUGCAGAACGGCAUGACAGAAGCCCCUUGCGGCCAUUGCCCCGUUUUCAAACUCUGCGCCCCCGGAGGCGCCGUGAGCCCGGAAAGCUGUGAAUACUUUGAUCCGUGGUUGGAGAAGGCGCUUGGAUUCUGAUUCUGAGCACCGAGUCUUGCUGCCUCCCCCGUCCUCCUUCCUCUUUCCUCUCAUCAUCACCUUUUCUUUCCUCUUUCUUAUAGUCGAUGUACUAUGUGCGCAUCAGCGCCAGGUCAUGUUUUGCUUUGCAUAGCGGUGGCGUUUUCAUGUCUCUUGUCGAACUUGGGAUUGGUCUUCUCAAGAGUAUGGACAUUUCACGAAGUUUAGAAAACCUCAGUGGCAUCUAGGGAUGGGUUUGGGUUUCAAAAAAGUGGAAAAAGUCGGUGCAUCACGUCUUAGCCUACUCUUAAUCUACUUGCAUAGAUAGGGAACGAGCUUUUC
Molecule: messenger RNA, 1565 nt
Organism: Aspergillus steynii IBT 23096
Lineage: Eukaryota; Fungi; Ascomycota; Eurotiomycetes; Eurotiales; Aspergillaceae
Product: RPC34 RNA polymerase subunit family protein
Exons: 2
Coding region: 183-1244 (353 amino acids)
Biological process (GO): transcription by RNA polymerase III
Cellular component (GO): RNA polymerase III complex
Source: RefSeq, a predicted model, not a curated record